Cloeon dipterum is the source of this 1581-nucleotide messenger RNA. RefSeq lists its product as uncharacterized. Gene Ontology annotation, cellular component: membrane. The record is from RefSeq and is a predicted model, not a curated record. The transcript has 3 exons. NCBI's taxonomy places the organism in Eukaryota, Metazoa, Arthropoda, Insecta, Ephemeroptera, Baetidae. The coding region runs from base 32 to 748 and encodes 238 amino acids.
GCUCAGAAGCACUUGGUCAGCCGUCGUGCUUAUGGCUGCCGUGGCUGCAGCCGCACCCACGCAGCCGCAGCAGCAAUUUGUUGCAGUCAUGCACUGCUUUCAAGAACAGGGAGAUGAGUUCUGGCCGUGCUUGAAGCAGCGGGCCUUGACCCUGAUGGAUGAUGCCCUGACCUUGGAAAAUGUGUCAUUGGUGGAAGGAAUGGUGACCUUGGAACGCGACCCGCGACACGUGCAACACACGGAAUCUUCCCUCGACCUUGCAAAUCUUCCCUCCGACCCUGAGUUCAGGGAGCAGCGGCUGAACGACCUGCUCUUGCACAGGGCGCUGGCCUUCAUCGAGUCUUCAUCCGUCAGGAUCAAACUUCCCUCGCAGCAGGCUUUCGAAGGCCGAGUGAAGAAAUUCAAGAAGAUGGCCGUGCCGAUGCUGAUCGUGUUGAGCAUGGUAGUGCUGGCCGCCCUGGCGAUGAAGGCCGUCGUGAUCAGCAAGGUGGCGUUGGCCAUCGUUUCCUGGAUCUUCCUGAAGAAGUUCCUCAAUGGCGGACAGAAGAAGGAAAAAUUCGAGAUCAUCGCCAAGCACCCUGAACACCACGACAGCCACUACCACCACGAGGCGAGCAACCACCUGGCCUCCGUCCAGUCGCCCUACGGCCGUUACUACGACGCCCACACCCUCGCCUUUCAGGCGCAACAACCCGAGGCUGCGGCUCUGAAGGCGACGCAGCCUGCCGAAAGAACCACGCGAGCGUGAUCGACGAUGAAGAGCGGACUUUAUUUAUUUGUUAUUUAUUUGACCAAGUAUUAAAUUACUCUAUUUGGGGAUAUGAAGUGAGAAAGAUCCAGUAUAAUGUUUGCUGUGAGAGUUGAAUUGAUCAAAGCUGUUAACCCUUUUUACAAUGAAAACGUUUUUUCUUAAUAUCUUACUUAGUUUCCAAUGGUAAAAAUUCUAAAAAGUAUUGAUGUCUGCGAAAAAUCUUAUUAUUUACGUUCUAGCUCUUUAAUGAAAAAAAAAUACCGAACAAGUGGUAUCUUCUAAUCGAUCACAAACAGAUAGCGUUUGAGUUUCAAUAUGAAGGCUGAGAUUUUCAGCCACAUCAAGAAAUAUUCACAGAAAAUUUUCAUGUUUUUAUUGCUCUUUAUUAUUAGGACAUUUUUUUACAAUAUUUUUAAUUGGCGAAAAUAGUUGAUCCCCUAAAGAAUAUUAAUAUUCUCUUCUUCCCUAAAUCUCUAUUUAUUUCGAUAGUUGACAGCUGAUAGUGAGACACAUAAAAACAGCUCAAUAUGUAUAAAUAAAUCUUUGGAAAUUGCUAAAAAAAUGUGUUUACGUGGAUAUUUAGUUAAUUAAUCAAAAUCUAAAAAUAUUUUAGUUGCAAAAAGAUGUGGCAAAACUAUAAAAUGUGACUGUUAGUAAAUUUAUACUAAUGGUCCAAAUGCAAAAUUUACUUUUUCUUUUCAACCAAAAGCCAUUUAUCAAUAUCCAAAAUAUUUUUUUCUAUGGAUAAUGAUAAACUUACGUCAAAAAUGAAGAUUGUUUGACACACAGGCUUCACUCAAACACUCACGGUUAAAAUACAUUUAAGACGU